AUGUCUACACUGAAAUCAUCAUCAAUAUUGAUAGUUGGAGCAGGCACCUGGGGUUGUUCAACAGCGCUCCAUCUUAUGCGCAGAGGGUACAGCGAUGUUACACUGGUCGAUCCCUACCCGGUCCCAUCACCCAUUUCUGCAGGGAACGAUGUGAAUAAAAUCGUGGAGCAAGGAAUCUUUGCUGAAGGAGACGACGAAGCUUGGAUCUCUCAUCAUCUCCUUAGCGCUGCCAACAAGGGGUGGACAUCGGAUCCAGUCUUCAAACCGUAUUAUCAUGAUACUGGAUAUAUAGUCGCCGCGAGCUCAAAGGAGGGCCUUCAACAAUUACAGGAUCGAGAACGUCCAGAUCUGAACAAGGAAUUUGUCUGGCUGGAAGAUGCUGAAUCCUUCAAAAAGACAAUGCCUUCUGGAGUAUUGACUGGCGAUUUUCCAGGCUGGAAGGGGGUAUAUAAAACCUCUGGCGCUGGUUGGGUGCAUGCGCGGAAAGCUCUAGUGUCUUGCUUUGAAGAAGCGCAGAGACUGGGGGCAAAAUUGAUUACAGCGGACGUCACUGGGCUAAUUUUUGAAGGCGGUGAUGUACGAGGUGCAAGCACGAGUGAUGGCCAGCGCAUAUUGGCUCAGACUACUAUACUCUGUGCUGGAGCAAAUAGUGUUCACCUACUGGACUUCAAAGAUCAGCUGCGGCCUACUGCUUGGACGCUCGCCCAUAUCCAGAUGACACCCGAGGAGACCAAAUUAUUCAAAGAUCUUCCAGUAUUGUUUCACAUCGAGAAGGGCUUCUUUAUGGAGCCUGACGAGGACAAACACCAACUGAAAAUGUGUGACGAACACCCGGGCUAUUGCAAUUGGAUUGAAGAACAGAACGGUAAGCGAAGUAGCAUUCCCCUUGCGAAGGAACAGAUACCGGUCGAAGCAGCUGAGCGCUGUCGAGAGUUCCUUCGUGAGACCAUGCCUCAACUGGCAGAAAGGCCUUUCGUCUUUGCUAGAAUGUGCUGGUGUGCGGAUACCCCAAACAGAUCGUUCUUGAUCGAUCGACAUCCCGAACAUCCAUCUCUCGUUCUCGGCGUUGGUGCUUCAGGCCAUGGAUUCAUGCACAUUCCAAGCAUCGGAGGCUUUAUUGUCGAUUCCCUUGAGGGAUCUCUGGAGUCCAAACUCAAGCAAUCUUUCCGUUGGAGACCUGAGACGGCCAUUAACCGGAACUGGGGUGACACCCUGGCAAGGUUCGGGGGACCAAAUACGAUUAUGGACCUCCAGGAUAUCAAAGGUUGGACAGACAUAACACCACAAGAUGGCCAAUCACCACCAGUAGCCCGGCUAUGA
This is a messenger RNA of Exophiala bonariae, 1320 nucleotides long. RefSeq lists its product as uncharacterized. Gene Ontology annotation, molecular function: saccharopine oxidase activity; sarcosine oxidase activity; flavin adenine dinucleotide binding. The coding region runs from base 1 to 1320 and encodes 439 amino acids. NCBI's taxonomy places the organism in Eukaryota, Fungi, Ascomycota, Eurotiomycetes, Chaetothyriales, Herpotrichiellaceae. The transcript has a single exon. The record is from RefSeq and is a predicted model, not a curated record.